Molecule: messenger RNA, 2919 nt
Organism: Naegleria lovaniensis
Lineage: Eukaryota; Heterolobosea; Eutetramitea; Acrasida; Naegleriidae
Exons: 1
Coding region: 1-2919 (972 amino acids)
Biological process (GO): mRNA splicing, via spliceosome
Cellular component (GO): nucleus
Molecular function (GO): ATP binding; nucleic acid binding; RNA helicase activity
Source: RefSeq, a predicted model, not a curated record
AUGCAGCCACGACACCCAUCACCUUCCUUGAACAACACCGUAAACCGUGAGGGAAGUAGACAAAUUCAUAAUCAUCAUCAAUUUCAAACACAAACACCACCACAUGAUUCAAAUAAUUACAGACAGCCUACAGAUUUAAAACGAAAAUUCGAUGAAGCUAUUGUUCCGAACACCACCACAACAACAACAACUGGUAAUACAACGACAUCAACCGACGCCACCAGUGAAAUGGAAAAAAAGAAAGCAAGAUUAGAAGCUUGGAAAAAGAAGAAGGAAAUGGGAGCACUUCAAAAACUAGAAGAAGAAAAGAAACAAAAGGUUGUAACCGCAACUCCGAUCAGCAACACAAACACUCCUAACACAAAGCCUUUAUCAUCGGUAGAAAUGUUCCAAAAAAAAUCGGGUGUGUCUCUCAAAUUUAAUUCAACAGGAACAAAAUCAAAACACGCUCAAGUACCAAACAAUUCGUUACUCAAUAUAAUGGAGGAUGAUGACUUCACUGGCUCAUCUUCAAAAUCUGCCACCUCCCUUAGCUUCCUUGAUGACGAUGAGAUGAUUACGACUAAUACCACAAUGGAAGACGAGGAGGACGAAUUUGAAAAAUAUAUGUCCACCAUUCAUAAUAAUUUACAGCAGCAACAGCAGCGUUCAGUGUCUGACAACGGUACGUUAAGUAAUAGCAACAUCACGGAGUAUUCUACUGAAAACAGAAACCAAAAAGGACAAGUCUUAUUUUCUGAGGAUCUCGACGUAGAUAUUGAUAGCUAUUUCAUUACAAAAGAGGAUACUAUUGAAAAAGGUUUUGAAGGAUUGUCAGAUCUUCAAAAGCAGUCUAAAAAGGAUUUAAAGCCUGUAGAUCAUUCACAAAUUGAUUACAUACCCAUUCGUAAAAACUUUUUUAUUGUUCCUAAAGAACUUUGCUCCAUGACCGAAACAGAAAUCAAUGAACUCAGAAAGGAGAUGGGGAAUAUUAAAGUUCAUGGGCAUGAUAUUCCUCCUCCUGUAAAAUCAUGGACCCAAUGUGGGUUGAAUGAUGUGAUUUUAGGAGUAAUAGACUCCCUUGGAUAUACAAAGCCUUUUGCAAUUCAGUCUCAGGCUCUCCCUUGUAUCAUGAGUGGAAGAAAUGUUAUUGGUAUUGCUAAAACAGGCAGCGGGAAAACUCUAGCAUUUGUAUUGCCCAUGUUAAGACAUGUUUUGGAUCAACCACCUCUGAAAUUUGGAGAUGGACCAAUUGGCAUUGUGAUGGCUCCAACCAGAGAACUUGCGAUUCAAAUUCAUGACGAAUUGGCUAAAUUUGCUGAGCCUCUCCAGUUAAAAACAGCUUGUGUUUAUGGAGGUGCUGGAAUUGCCGAGCAAAUAGCUUUAUUGAAAAACGGUGCUCAUAUUGUGGUUUGUACACCAGGAAGAUUAAUCGAUUUGCUUUGUGCCAAUAGAGGCAAAGUAACCAAUCUCACCCGUGCAUCAUUUGUUGUCCUGGAUGAAGCUGACAGAAUGUUUGAUUUGGGAUUUGGGCCUCAAGUAAUGAGAAUUUUGGACAAUAUCAGACCCGACAGACAACUUGUCAUGUUCAGCGCGACAUUCCCUCGUCAAUUGGAAGCUCUUGCUAAAAAAGUGAUGAAAAACUCCAUAGAAAUUAUAGUUGGAGGAAGAUCCGUAGCAUGUGAGAACAUAAAACAAUACGUAGAGAUUUAUAAUGAUGAUUCGACCAAAUUUUUACGAUUGUUGGAAUUACUUGGCAAGUAUAACAAACCCAAUACGAGCAUUCUCAUUUUUGUCGACUCACAAAACAGUGCUGGUGAUUUAUUUAAGGAUUUGGCUCUUGCUGGUUAUAAGGAUUGUAUCUGUACUCUGCAUGGAGGAAUGGAUCAAAUUGAACGUGAUUGCACAAUAUCCGAUUUCAAAUCUCAAAAAUAUAGCAUCAUGAUUGGAACAAGUAUUUGCGCUCGUGGACUUGAUGUUCCAAGUAUUCGUCUAGUUGUAAAUUAUAAUUGUCCUGAUCACUACGAAGACUAUGUACACAGAGUAGGAAGAACUGGUCGAGCAGGUAGAAAAGGAGUUGCCUAUACAUUUAUUUCUGCUUCAGAGGAAAAGUUUGCUUCUGAUCUCAUCAAAGCGUUAAAACAAUCAAACAAUCCAGUUCCAGACGAACUUGUCAAACUCUCUGAGAAUUAUGUAACGAAAAGAAAUCUUGGACUGGUACAAGAAAAGAAAAAAUCGAACAUGGUACCAGGUUUCGUUGGCAGCGGAUUUAAAUUUGAUGUUCAUGAAGAAAACAAGAAAUUGGAAGAAAAGAAACAACUUGCACUUUCAUAUGCCGUUUCCAACAAUGAUGAGGCAAUUCUUGAUCAAAUCGAUUUACCGACUGAAGAUGAAAUUAAGAAACAAGAAAAGUCCAGUCAAAAGAAAAAAGCAAAGAAAGAAGAGACUGUGGUUGAUAAGGCAACCAAAGCAGCUGAAGCUGUUUAUAAGGACAUUGACAAGAACGAUGCAAUCACUGAGGAAGAAAAGGCAAUUCAACGUGCUCAGCUCUUUGCUGCUGCACUCACAGUUCACACGUCACUCUCAGAAAAGCAAAAAGAAAAACAAAUGGCUCAAAAGAUGUUGCAAAGUGUUGUCAAUGUUGGAGGUCUGUUUCGAACGGAGGUCGAGAUUAACGACUGGCCUAGACCAAUCCGAAUGGAAAUUCUCAAAAAGGAUGCUCUACACAGUGUGCAACAUUUUACGAACACAAAGAUCCAUGUGAAGGGUACUUUUGUUCCUCCUGAAUCACGUCCAAAACCAGGAGAACGAAAACUCUAUCUCUCUAUCGAAGGAACAAGUGAGGAAUCGGUUCAACAAGCACGUUCUCAAAUUUUGAACAUGUUAGGCGAAGAUUCAAGUCUUAUGGAUCGAAGGCAUACAGGACGAUUCACCGUGUGA